GGGGCGUGCAAUGAAUCCGCCUCCUGCACUGGCACCCCGGCCUGGUAGCCAAACCUGGCCCUCGUCGAUCUUCGCCGCGUCCCGGCGCCCCUCCGCAGCCCGCACCAUCGUACAGCUCGAUGCGAAGGGACGCACCUACAGCUCCGCCGUAUCGGCGUUAAACUUCCUGGCCCUCUCGGGAGGCGUAGCCGGCACCGAACCUCCGCCACCACCACCACCAUCUGCGGUGGUGCCUCCGAUCGUAACGAUCGGUGAGGUGGCCCGGGUUCCACUAUCACCGACACCAUUCGUGCCUCAACAGCAACAGCAACAGCAGCAACAGCGACGAACAACGGUUGGUUUCGUCCACGCGAGACCCAUCGAUGGAGACACUAGUAGUAGCAGCAGCGGUGCACACCACCGUACGCACCGCUCCGAGUCGCUCAAGAUCGACAACUGGGACUACAUCUACACGGAGAAGUGCACGACGACGCGAUCGGUGCUCCACGCGCCCAACACCGGCAGCUGCUUGUUCGGGGUCGGUGCGCUGGCCGCUUCGGCUACGAUAGCGACCGCAACGGUUGCGACCGGCCAACCGCACCACCAUCACCAUCAGCUGCUGCAACACCAUCAUCACCUACACCAUCACCACCAUCCUGGCUGCUCCCUGCCCUGUAGCGAACACCGGUGCAUCUCGGGGCAGGCCGCGGCCAAGGUGUCGACGCUGCGGCGCCACUACUACCCCGAGGGUGCCUGGGGUUGGAUCGUGCUGGCGGUCGCGACGCUCCAGGCCAUCCUGAACCACGGCGUACAGCUGGCCGGUCCGCUCUAUCUGCUGCCCGCCGGUCACCGCUUCCAUCAACCGGCCGUCAACAGCUGCGGUAAGUGGCCUGCUAUUGCUAUUUGA
This is a messenger RNA of Anopheles darlingi, 886 nucleotides long. RefSeq lists its product as uncharacterized. The record is from RefSeq and is a predicted model, not a curated record. The coding region runs from base 11 to 886 and encodes 291 amino acids. NCBI's taxonomy places the organism in Eukaryota, Metazoa, Arthropoda, Insecta, Diptera, Culicidae. The transcript has 3 exons.